Molecule: messenger RNA, 555 nt
Organism: Leptopilina boulardi
Lineage: Eukaryota; Metazoa; Arthropoda; Insecta; Hymenoptera; Figitidae
Exons: 3
Coding region: 154-426 (90 amino acids)
Source: RefSeq, a predicted model, not a curated record
GCACAAAAAGCAGCUGUUCUUAGUAUUGAUUCAUUAGUUGAAAAAUUUUCAAUCAUAAAAGAAAGUGAGUUUUUUUUUUUUUCUUUUUGUCAAAUAAUUUCCUCGUGGCUUAUAUUCUUUCUGUUUACGCUCAUCAGUACCAGCGUUAGCAUAAUGAAGAAACUUUUAACAUUAUUUGUACUUCUAAUGUUCUAUAUCAAUCUCUCCGAACAAAUUGCCAAAUUGGUACACUGUGGUAAAAAUGUGAAACCUCUCAAUGAUCCUGAUAAUACUUGCGUAAAAGUGACAUGCAUAUCUUCUCAAAAUUUCGCUUCUUUAGGAUGUCCAGAAUAUCGAUGCCCACCGGGAAAACAAAUAGGUGUAAAUAAAAUUGAUCACACGAAAGUUUAUCCUCUUUGCUGUGGUGGGCCAGUAUGUGCAAAUUAAUAUUAUAAACAAAUUUUAUAAUAUAUACAUUUUAAUCGUAAAUUUUCAAUCUCCACCAUUUGUAUGUAAAUUAUUCUACCGUAAUAAUAGUCAUGUUACUGUUUUUUAAAUAAUAAAUUAUGAUCUUUA